AUCAAAGUUAAAACAAUGCGUCAUUUUGCAUCCAAUUUGCACACGGCAUCACCGUUAUCUAUAAAAACCGCGCCAAUGAUUUUCGAUCAGUUUGAGUGAAGAAAUUUGAGAAAAAAUCAAGUAUGAGUGCUUCCGAAGACCUAAUUGCUGCAGAAGCUGCAAAAAUGUCACUGGACGAUAAGAAAUCAAGCAUAUCUAGCUCCUCUUCUUCGAGCGCUUCGCACUGUCCUUGCUCCCACAUGAAGCCUCAGUUUUGUGGUGGCAACCAAAUGUUUGGUUGUUACCCUCCACCCCCAUUCAUGUUCCCCCAAUGGGGGGCGUUUUACUGCCCACCCCCUUGUUAUUUCAACUGCAUGCCGCCAAAAUGUUGCCAACAUCUUCCCUGCUGUGCCAAGAGCAAAAAAGCCGAAGAAUCUAAAUGUGACGAAAAGGAAUGCGAGUGUUGCAAGGAAGGAAAGUGCGAAUGUUGCAAAAGUGGCAAGGAAUGUGGAGCGAAAGAGCGGAAAGCCAGCACCAAAAGUGAUAAAAGUGACAAAGAGGGAGACGACGAGGAGGAAGGUGGCGAUGAGGAAGAAGGAGGAGACGAAGAAGAGGAAGACGAGUGAUUUUGAUUUGAGUGCAGUUUGUCUACCGUCGUAAUUUUGCUGUUGUAAAUCGUUCAGUUGUUCAAAUAAAGUUCUUGAAGGUCGA
Messenger RNA from Tribolium castaneum (red flour beetle), 690 nucleotides. Its product is annotated as sperm mitochondrial-associated cysteine-rich protein. Bases 123 to 605 code for a protein of 160 amino acids. The record is from RefSeq and is a predicted model, not a curated record. Lineage: Eukaryota; Metazoa; Arthropoda; Insecta; Coleoptera; Tenebrionidae. The transcript is spliced from 2 exons.